This is a messenger RNA of Microthlaspi erraticum, 360 nucleotides long. The record is from the annotation of a GenBank genome assembly. Lineage: Eukaryota; Viridiplantae; Streptophyta; Magnoliopsida; Brassicales; Brassicaceae.
AUGGAUCAAAGUUUGAUAGUAUGCCUUGGAGGAAAGAGGGAUGGCCUUACAGAAGGCUCGGAGAGGCUUCUUCAGCUAGCAUCUCAUGAAGCUCGUAGAGGCUUUGUCCAAGUUAGUAGGACUAUCGCUCUCGAGGCUGCCAUUACUCGGGCUUCGACAGUUGGAGGCGACCAGUUUGCCAUCACGAUUCAACUCUGGAAGGAUCGGGUAACAGGGAAUUGGUGGAUGGGCAUGGGCAAGAAUGUCGUGUCGGUCGGAUACUGGCCGGCCGAGAUUUUUACGACGCUAUCGGACCACGCCGAGACGACACAAUGGGGAGGGGAAGUCUUAUAUCGCAACACUUCCGGGUUGAGAAUUUGA